Saccostrea cuccullata (small rock oyster) is the source of this 1776-nucleotide messenger RNA. RefSeq lists its product as uncharacterized. The coding region runs from base 23 to 457 and encodes 144 amino acids. The record is from RefSeq and is a predicted model, not a curated record. The transcript has 7 exons. NCBI's taxonomy places the organism in Eukaryota, Metazoa, Mollusca, Bivalvia, Ostreida, Ostreidae.
GACGAGGACCAGAGAACAGCAUAUGAUUUAUCUGUUAUAUUGGUUGGCGAUUUUUUUCAACUACCACCAGUGUCAAGUGAGCUUCAUGGUCACCCAGUUUUAUCACCAGGACUUGAAUGGACCUUAUUGUAGACUUCUGACAUCCAUUCUUUUUCACUUGGAGGAAAACUUCUUUCUCAGUCUGACUCCUCAUCUCCAGUUGUCUGAUCCCAUACCAUUGAAAAAACCAGCAGCAGAAUGUGAACUUGAUACCAGUGGAAGAGGCAAGCUGCGUUAUAUGUGGGUUCAGUGUGUUAUAGAUUCCAGACAACACAGUACAGAAGAAGAAAUGGACUCAGAUAUUUCCAAGCUUCUGUGUGAAAUGGGCCCAGUGGAGUUAACCAGUCUCCAAUUACUGAUGAACCUCCUGAUUCUGCACCUGUUCUUUCAGAACCUGAAACAAGUCAAGCAAAAGUGAAUAGGACUUCUAGAAGGAGAGGAAAAGGCAAAGGGAGAGGUAAACAAAGAGUGGACGAGUCUGUGGCAAAGUAGCGCAUUCUCCACCUGUGUUGGACUUUCUGGAAAUUGAAGUCUGUCCUAAAACCACAGAGUUUAAAGAGUGACAGUAUCCAAGGUCGGGUUGAAGAGCCAUCUCGUCGAAUAUCAACCCCCCUUCGAAACCCUCUGGAGGCAGGUUCUUCAUCUUUGCAUCACUGGCCAUCCAGUGCAACAUGCUGGAGUGGAUGCCCGCUUCUUGGUGAAUGAUGUUUUUGUAUAUCUGCAGCAACCUUUGCGAAGGAAGUGCAAGGAAAUUGCUACUUCUUAGUUCCGCAUACCCCCGUGGGCUUCUACACCACAAAGUGAGGCACAUCCGGACAAUAUCUUUAUUCCACCUCCGUCCGUGGGGAUGUCUCUCCAAAGCCAAUUUUCGGGACAUCAAAAAUGAUUUAACUUUCUCUGUACAUUGUGGGAAUAAUGAAUUAAAGAUUGUGUGCAUGUCUGUGUGAUCUUCUUUACUGAGUUCCACAUCUGAUUGCUUAUUUACAGUAAAUGAUUUUUCAUUAAGAGAUGAAUUAGAAGGAUUAGGUGUGUCAACUGGUUUAUUUUUUGGGAGUUGGUUGAGAUAUUUACAUGGAGGGCAGGAGUUUGAUGCCAGUGUUGAUGUUUUAAAGGGCAACACUUUUGUACAGGACUUUGAUCUGUACCGCACAGAGAUAGGGCUGUUUUCAUCACCUAGCUUUGAUACAUGCUCUACAUAAAUUUUUGAAGUUUUGUUUUUAGAUGGAACAACACUUUGUACACCAUCACAGUACCGCAACUUUCUUACAAUUUCAAAAAUUGUCAUAGAGUUAUAUGUCUUAUCAAGUCCAAGGUCAACUGGGUUAAUAACUGAUCCCAUAGUGAAAAGGCUCCAUGUAGAAUCAGAAUUAAGUGUUAUUUCAAUGAGGACCUGGCUUCCAUUAACUACAGUGCUUGUCAAGUGACCAACUUUUAAGUAGCAUUGUUGUUUUGCCAUGAUAAAGAAAUCAUCAGGGACUUUUACUUCAUUGAAUGAUAUUUUUAAGUCUGUAUUUUUCCAGUGAAUUCCAUAGUAUUUUUUGGUCAAUUUACACCAGUCAGUUUUUGAGCGUCCAGUUUUUACAUUCACAUUUCUAAAAAAUUGGCUAAUAAUUUUGGCAAUUGCUGUACUUGUUAUUUUACAAUUGACACACUUAUUUUUUAUAUCUGCAAGUUCAAUAUACUCAUUUUCGUCCCCUUCCUCAAUAUUCUCGUUGAUCCAGUUAAUUAAAUAAUGUG